AUGAAUUAAACUAACCUACCUUUAUGUCAUAUUCAUCAAUUACCUAUCAUCUAAAUUACUUUAAUUACUUCACCUAAUGAAGACUUUCAAAUGUUUUGUCCUAAAUGCCCUUAAACUUAAAAUUAGACUCUUGAUGUUUAAACAAUUUUAAAUCAUCUUCAAAUGAUUCAAAUUACAUAACAACCAUCUAUUUAAAACUAUAUUUAGUUUCUAUUAAGUAGAAUCAAUACUAUUUAAUAAGAUUUUCUUUAAACAAUCCAACACUUUUCUAAAUAAGUUAAAGAUUAAAUUAAAUUUUACUAAUCACAACUUAUCACACCUGAAACUACCAACUAUUUCAAUACUAUCGAAAAAUUUACUAUUGAUGAUUUAAAAUAAUUAAGUUCAAUUUUUGCACUCAAUUUUCAAAUGGAUAACAAUUCUUAAUACUAAAAAACUAACUAUAUCUUAAAAUAAUAAAUUACCAUACUUCAUCAUAAAAUUAAAGAAGCUAACUAACUCAAAUUAUAAAUUGAAAAUUCUUUUAAUCCUGAUUACUAAAUCUCAAGUUAAAUCUAAACUGAUGAAGAAGAUCAUUUCUCAGAUAUUCCAAAAGAAUAUAAAAAUUAUAUUGAAAAACAUAAAAUUGAAUAUUCUUCUCAAAUAAAAGGAAUAUAAUUCAGCUAUGAUAAUCAAUAUAUUUUUGCUUUUAGUCAUGAAUUACCAUUAACAGCAUUUAAAGUUGUAGAUAACAAAUUAGCUAUUUAUUAAUAAUUAGAAGAUAAACCCAAUAAUUUAUAUAAAAUUUCGACUAGUAAAAUUGCUAAUAGAAUUUAUGCCACUUUUGGUAAAAUAAUUCAAAUUUAUGAAGAAAAUUAAGAGAAACAUUGGAAUCCAACUUAAAAUUUUGAUAUGAAUUAAAAUAUACAUUUAAUUUAAGUUAGUGUUGAUGAAAAAAUAGCAAUAGCUUAGCUCAGAAAUAUAACAAUUUUUUAUCCCUUAUAAGACAAUAAGGAAAGUAAAUAAAUAUCACUACCUUAAAAAUACAAGAAAAUCUUUCGUGAUUUAAGUUUUAACUAAAAGGGAUAGCUUUUAGUAACUACUAAUGAAGAAGUGUUGAUUAUUUGGAAGAUUUGUAAUCAGAACCAGAUAGAAAUGUAUUAAUGUUUUGAAAAUCAAUGGUCAAUAUAUGCAUAAUUUAAUGAUUCAUCUAAUGAUAUUAUUUGUUCUAUAUCUUCUGGGGGAAAUCGUCAUUUCUGGAUACCUGAUAGUAAAGGAAAUUUUUAUGAAUCUUAAUCAAUUUAUACUAGUUAAUGCACUUUUGGAUGCACAAUCAAAUUUAGAUUAAACUCUAAAUUAGUUAUUUUGGGAAAUCAUUCAAUUGAAAUUUUAGAAUAAGAUUAAUAAAACAAUGAUGAAUGGAUAGUUUAGUAAAAGUUUAAAAUUAAUUGUUGGAAUCUUGAUGUGUCAAAGGAUGCUAAAUAUAUUGUAGCUGAUGAUUUUUCUAAGCUUUGUCUUUUUGUAAGAGAAGAAUGA
Molecule: messenger RNA, 1515 nt
Organism: Paramecium sonneborni
Lineage: Eukaryota; Ciliophora; Oligohymenophorea; Peniculida; Parameciidae
Source: the annotation of a GenBank genome assembly